This is a messenger RNA of Raphanus sativus (radish), 456 nucleotides long. Its product is annotated as probable histone H2A.5. The transcript is spliced from 2 exons. Bases 16 to 303 code for a protein of 95 amino acids. Lineage: Eukaryota; Viridiplantae; Streptophyta; Magnoliopsida; Brassicales; Brassicaceae. Gene Ontology annotation, molecular function: structural constituent of chromatin; protein heterodimerization activity; DNA binding. The record is from RefSeq and is a predicted model, not a curated record. Gene Ontology annotation, cellular component: nucleosome.
AUAUUUUGAGAUUGGAUGCAUAGAAAUUGGCUGAAAUUUCCCGACAGCAAGAUCUCCGAUUAUGUUCUGGAGCUGCCGGGGAACGCAGCGAGGGACAACAAGAAGAACAGGAUAAACCCGAGGCAUCUUUGCUUGGCGAUAAGGAAUGACGAGGAAUUGGGGAAGCUGCUCCACGGAGUCACCAUCGCGAGCGGUGUAGUUCUUCCGAACAUCAACCCGGUGCUUCUUCCCAAAAGAUCUGCUGCAUCGCAAACUGAGAAGCUUGAGAAAGCUAAAGCUGCCAAAUCUCCCAAGAAGGCUUAAAAAAAUGCUUUAACUGUUGCGGAUGCUGCGUUUGUUAUAUCGAUGUAGAAAAAGAACGACUUGUUUUUUUAGGGAUUGUGUAGGUUGCUUUCUAUGUUUUACUCUCUGUUUGUGGUUUGUUUAUGGGAUCCAAUGGCAAGAUUAUUUGUUACA